Messenger RNA from Cynoglossus semilaevis (tongue sole), 1311 nucleotides. Its product is annotated as protein bfr2-like. The transcript has 6 exons. Lineage: Eukaryota; Metazoa; Chordata; Actinopteri; Pleuronectiformes; Cynoglossidae. Bases 356 to 1129 code for a protein of 257 amino acids. The record is from RefSeq and is a predicted model, not a curated record.
GAUCCCACAGACUCUAACGAGUUACGAGUUGUACGCAUUCGUUGACCACGUUGGCGACCUCAGAAGUGGACAUUACACUGCAACCAUUAGAUCCCCAGACGAUGGCAGGUGGUACAAGUUCAAUGAUGCCACAGUCACAACACUGGACGAACAGCCUUUUGAGGGGAGCAACAGUGAGAGGUCCAACACUGUUUAUCUUCUGUUCUACAGAAAAACCAAAGACACAGGAACUUGUUCCUCAGGAACAACCAGCAGCGAUUUAUCACCUGAGGAGAAAGACAUUCCGGAGAAGAAUGGAGAUCAACAGAAGACAGAAGGUGUUGAAGACAGUGGACCUAAUGAAGACACAGUGGUGAUGGACGAUGUCAGCCCCAGCUCUGGAGAUCACCUGCCAUCCAUUGAACACAGGCAGAAGAACAUGUUGGAGGAUCAUGAGAAAGUAGGAGAGCGUCAAGCUGAGGAUCCGUCAGAACAGGUCAGAUGCUUUUCUGGAGAAGAGCCGCCUGAAGAGCAACUCAAAGAACAGGAUCUGGAGGAUCAGGAUGUUGACGACACAAGAGAUGCUGAUGAUCGUUUUGGAAAUCAUGACGUGAAACCAGAAACCAUAGUGAAGGAGGAUAAAAAGGUAGAACAGACAGACAAAGAUCACCUGGUUGAACAGAAAGAUCUGUUAUCUAGACAAGAUCUGUCUCAGGAAAGAGAAGACGAUCAGGUCCAGGACGGUGAAGAUGUUGAUGAUACAAGGAAAGAUGAUGUCAUACAAAGUGAUUGGGGUGAAAAUAAUGAUGUUAAACCAGAAAUCUCUGACACAGCUUCAAAACAUGAAGGUCUAAGCACAAAAGACAAGAAGAUGAGAGAUGAACCCACGGAGUUCACACUGCACAAAGAGUGUGCCAGCAGCCAAGAGAAGGUCACAGAUGAUGAUGAUGAGGAACUAAAGAACAUGAAGAACAUCUCCAUGGAAGACCAGGAAGGUAGACCAGAAGGAAACACUUCUUCUGGUGCCUGCUCCUCUCUUGGAAAUGGAUCAGAAGAAUGUGAAACCCAACCUGAAAAGGCAGAAGAAAGUUCAGGUCCAAAGCUGUUGGUGGAGAUAAUUGAGGAAGAAUCAAUCGGUCCACUACAAUAGUAGCCAAAACUCUAAUCAAGUCUAAAAAAAUGUUGAACAAAGAACAGUUGGACAAACAGUGACAAAUGUCACAUGACCAAAUAUGUGCGCAGUAACAUAACAGAGAGGUCAUGGUGAACGAUUCUGUUUGUGUGUCCUUUUUGACUUCAGUACAGUGGGAAUAAAGAAUGUUGUUUUUAAAA